This is a messenger RNA of Phaedon cochleariae (mustard beetle), 1940 nucleotides long. NCBI's taxonomy places the organism in Eukaryota, Metazoa, Arthropoda, Insecta, Coleoptera, Chrysomelidae. The record is from the annotation of a GenBank genome assembly.
AGUCUAUCGUGGCGGGAUGGGACUUCCUUCCAUCUUGAUUCUGAUUCUUUACUAAGAAGCCGGCUUAGUAAGUGAAUUAAAAUAGAUCGGAAACAUUUAUAAAUAAAUCACGAAGUUAUCUAAGUUGCAAUGUGUUGCUGGAUAUAUCAAUAAUAAAGUUUCCGCCGGGAUGAAUUAGGUAUGAUGUAUUUAAGUGUAGGCUUUAUCCAUCCUUGCUAGUCUAGUAUGAGGGGAAUGGCGAGUACCUACCCAUACGAAUAUUAUGAGAAUGAACAUUUGAAUUGAAAUUAUUGAAGAUUGAAAUGUAGUAAUGCUGAUAAAGUUUUCUAGAAUAGCGAAAUUGUGCUUUGAACAAGUACAUAAGGAAGGAAGCAAAGCAUAUGUGCGACAUUUUGUAAAUAGUAAAGUGCUUUAUAAAAGUAUGGCCGUUUCUAGCCGAGCUAGAGUCUAUUCUGAUGUUAAUUCCCAUAAACCAAGAGAAUACUGGGACUACGAAAGUUAUGUUGUUGAUUGGGGCCAACAGGACGAUUACCAGUUGGUGAGGAAACUAGGAAGAGGAAAAUACAGUGAAGUAUUUGAAGCUAUCAAUGUUACAAACAAUGAGAAAUGUGUAGUCAAAAUAUUAAAGCCAGUGAAAAAGAAGAAAAUAAAAAGGGAAAUUAAGAUUCUUGAAAAUUUGAGAGGCGGUACAAAUAUUAUUACAUUGGAAGCCGUAGUGAAAGAUCCUGUAUCUAGGACACCAGCUCUUAUUUUUGAGCAUGUCAAUAAUACAGAUUUCAAGCAGCUUUACCAGACUCUUACGGACUUCGAUAUCCGCUAUUAUUUAUAUGAAUUACUCAAAGCUUUGGAUUACUGCCACAGUAUGGGUAUCAUGCAUAGAGACGUCAAACCACAUAACGUGAUGAUAGAUCACGAAAAUAGGAAAUUACGUCUAAUAGAUUGGGGUCUGGCGGAAUUCUACCAUCCCGGUCAGGAAUAUAAUGUUAGGGUAGCGUCCAGAUAUUUCAAAGGCCCUGAACUCCUCGUAGAUUAUCAGAUGUACGACUACUCGUUGGAUAUGUGGUCGCUGGGUUGUAUGCUAGCAUCGAUGAUCUUCAGAAAGGAGCCCUUCUUCCACGGUCACGACAACUAUGACCAAUUAGUCCGCAUCGCCAAAGUCUUAGGUACCGAGGAACUGUUCGAGUAUCUCGACAAAUAUCACAUAGAGCUAGACCCAAGAUUCAAUGAUAUACUAGGAAGACAUUCUAGGAAAAGAUGGGAACGUUUCGUACAUAGUGAAAAUCAACAUCUAGUUUCGCCCGAAGCAUUAGACUUUCUGGAUAAACUAUUACGUUAUGAUCAUUUAGAACGCCUUACUGCACGUGAUGCAAUGGAUCAUUCAUAUUUCUAUCCUGUAGCAAAAGAGCAGUGCAGAAUGAUGUCCACCGUUUCUUCAUCCCCUACUCCAUUGACCGGAGUGGGUGAGUAGCAUGCAAAAAAGAAGCACUUCCGAUAUUUCAUGUGCUGUCAUAUUCUGCCAUACACUAUUGAUUUGAAUAAUUUCCAAACUUCAUAUUGUUUAGCAUUGAUCUGCUGCAGGUAUUUCCAUUUUAUGUCAAGUAAUAUUCUUUCUAGAUUAUAAUUUUGAAUAACUUGCGGUUCCGAUCUUGUUCUUGUUUAUUUUUUUAUCAAACUAGCAUCAUUCGUAUGAAUACUUGAAACCGUCUUUAUACCAAGUUUAUAAAAUAGUUGUCGUUACCAUUCGCAGAACGAAAGUUAUUUGAAAUUAUCAUUUUUCCCUUGUGUAUUAUAUUGUUGAAAGCAUUGUUUUGUAAUAUUGAAACAUUUCCAGAAUUCUUAGCAGCUCAAAUUUGAUAUAGAAACUUCAAAUUUCUUAUUUAAGUUGCUAAUUAUAUUCUGUAAUCUAAAACAAUCAUUGAAAUUAAAAAGAUUAUGUAACU